This is a messenger RNA of Sorghum bicolor (sorghum), 1137 nucleotides long. RefSeq lists its product as uncharacterized. The transcript is spliced from 3 exons. The record is from RefSeq and is a predicted model, not a curated record. The coding region runs from base 643 to 882 and encodes 79 amino acids. Lineage: Eukaryota; Viridiplantae; Streptophyta; Magnoliopsida; Poales; Poaceae.
CUUCGGCUCUUCACACAGAGGAUCCGGGACGGGCGCCGCUCCGGGCCGAGGAGUGGCGACGUGGCCGGCCGUGCUGGGCCAUGUGGCACGUGAAGGGGGCGAGGUGCAUGUCCACCUGGCGGCUUCCGCGCGUGGGGGCCCGCCCGCAUAGACCACGGGCCGGGCUUGGAGGAGAAAAGAUAUUUGCGCGCGGCGGCCCACGUCGCUUUCCAAUCUCCGCUCCUCCAAUCGGCUCCCCGCGCCCACGUGAACGCCCGGCCCGGCCGCCCCACGCUUUUCCUCCCGCGCCGGCUCCGUGCGCUCGGUCCACCGGCGCCGACUGGCCGUCGCCCGUCGCCGCGGCCAGCGGGGGUGGAGGAGCCGUGGACCUCUCCCAGCGAGGCGCCCCGCGGGAGGCGGUGUCCUCAUCCGUGGCGCAUGUAUAUAUAGGAUCCUCCCCUGUCGACUCUGCACGCCUUAUCGUCACACACGGAAUCAGAUUGCGGGCAGCCAUAGACUCUCCCUUUGCUGUAGCUAUAGCAAACUGUUUCCCGGGAGAGGUAGACGGAGAGAGAGAGAGGUCAACAGGGCACUGCCUGCCUAGUGUGUUGCUCAACGCCUCAACCAAAAAAAAGCCAGAAGGAUCCAUCCAUCCAUCCAUCCAUGGCUCCCGGAGACGACUCUAAUCCUGCCUCUUAUAUCCACACGGUGCAGCACCUGAUAGAGAGGUGCAUGACGUUCGGGAUGAGCAUGGAGGAGUGCAUGGAGGCGCUGGCCAAGCGCGCCGACGUCCAGCCGGUCGUCACCUCCACAGUGUGGAAGGAGCUGGAGAAGGAGAACAAGGAGUUCUUCGACAAGUACAAGCAGUGGAUAUCGGAGAAGAGAAGCGCAAGCACCUCCUAGCACAGUAUAGAACUGAAUUAGCUGCUGCUGGCUUGCUUAAAUAGUUAUGAUGUUUAUUGUUUAGUUAAUUUUGGAUUUAUUACUCAAUUACUGUGUUUAAUUAGAGAGGAAUAAGGCGUAGGGAGGUCGAUCAGCUGCUAAUGUGAUCUUCUGUAAUCACAGACAUCAUGUUGGCUGUGGCGUUAUGUGUACAUACAGGGUAAAGCAGGGGAAGCCAUGCAUAUUAUCGUGCGCACAACUCUUAUCUUAUACGUA